GGAUGGAUUUACAUGUUAAGAAAGAGGCUUUAUGACUUGUGCGUCACAGUCAUUAGUGCCCUCUGGGAUCCCCUUACCUAGUAAGCCACUCACUGCCUUCUGUUAUUGGGAGAAAGUUGGAGCUUGUGCAGCUUUGGUCCCGUGAACAUACAGGAGGUUGUGCAAUGACCCAGUAGGAAUUUCAUCUUCUGGAGACCAUCUUUACCACUUCCUCCACCCUGCUGUACCUUCUGAGAGGACUCUUUUUUUUUUGGUUUUGUUUUGUUUUGCAGCUAAGUUCAUCCAAUCUUGGACAAAAUGGGAGACAAAGACACUGUAGAGAAGUUUCUGGACAACAACCCCCAGUUUGCUAAGGAGUAUUAUGAAAAGAAAGUCAAGGCAGAUGUGAUCACUGCUGCCUUUAACAACCAGAUUCAAGUCAAAGACCCAAGUUCUUACAAGGAUGUCACAACCAUCCAGGAGGCUGAGUUCAUAUUUGAGCUCGUGAAAGAGAUGCAGGGCAGCAACCCCAUGGAAAAAGCCCUGCAUAAAGUUCUCCAGAGGAUCGCUCUACUCAUCCAGGCUGAUCGAUGCAGCUACUUUGCAUACCGGAGUCGUAACGGCACACCUGAGCUGAACACUCUCUUGUUCGAUGUGACGCAUAAUUCUUCAUUCGAGAAAAAUCUAGUGAACCCCAAUGUAGAGAUUGUUUUUCCCACCGACAUGGGAAUCGUUGGCUGGACGGCACACUCCAAGAAGCCUCAGAAUAUUCCUGAUGUGAAGAAGGACUCUCAUUUUAGUGAUUUUGUGGAUAAACAGACCAAAUACACCACCAAAUGCAUGAUUUCUGCUCCCAUUAUGAGUGGAAAGGAGCCCAUUGGCGUUGUCAUGGCACUCAACAAACAAGGUGCAAACGAGUUCUCAAAGGCCGACAUGGAGCUCUUCACUAAAUACGUGAAUUUUGCCAGUGUGAUCGUUCUUCAAGCUCACACUUCUUACAUGUGGGAUGUAGAGUCCAGGAGAAGCCAAGUUUUGCUGUGGUCGGCCAGCAAAGUAUUUGAAGAGUUGACAGAUAUUGAGAGGCAGUUUCACAAAGCCUUGUACACUGUGAGGACUUACAUCAAGUGUGAGAGAUACUCUGUGGGCCUGUUGGACAUGACCAAAGACAAGGAGUUCUUUGACGAGUGGCAGAUCAAACUAGGAGAACAGGAGCCAUACAAGGGCCCCAAAACACCUGACGGCAGAGAAAUCAUUUUCUACAAGAUUAUCGAUUACCUGCUGGAAAGCAAAGAAGAGAUUAAAGUUAUUCCAGGUCCUCCUGCAGAUCACUGGGCUCUGGUCAGCGGACUCCCUACUUACGUGGCCGAAAAUGGAUUUAUUUGUAACAUGAUGAAUGCUGCAGGAGAUGAGUACUUUUCAUUUCAGAAAGAAGCAGUGGAUGAGACUGGAUGGAGGAUCAAGAAUGUCCUCUCCCUGCCUAUUGUCAACAAAAAGGAAGAAAUUGUUGGUGUUGCCACUUUCUACAACAGACAUGACGGAAAACCAUUUGACGAGAACGAUGAGCAAAUUACAGAAGCUCUGACUCAGUUCCUUGGUUGGUCCACACUGAACAGUGACACAUAUGACAAACUGAACAGGACAGAAUGGAGGAAAGAUGUUGCCCAGGAGAUGCUCAUGUACCAGACGAGGGCCACACUGGAUGACGUCCAGACCAUUCUGAAUACUCAAGAGAAGCUCGGCUCUGCACCAGAAGACUGUGACCAGAAGGAAAUGUACAAACUAUUGAGAGCCAACAUCCCUGAAGCCAAGAACGUGGAGCUGCAUGAGUUCCGUUUCAGUGACUUCCCCCUGUCAGAGUUUGAGCUCAUCAAGUGCGGUAUCCGCUGCUUCUUUGAGCUGGGGGUGGUAGAGAAGUUCAAAGUCCCACCUGAGAUCCUCACAAGGUGGAUGUACACGGUUCGUAGAGGUUACCGUGACAUCACCUACCACAACUGGAGGCACGGCUUCAACGUCGGCCAGACUAUGUUCACUCUGCUGCUCACCGGUAAGCUCAAGAAGUACUACUCAGAUCUCGAAGCCUUUGCCAUGGUUGCUGCAGGUUUCUGCCAUGACAUUGACCAUAGAGGAACGAACAAUCUCUACCAGACAAAGAGCGCAUCCCCACUGGCCAAACUCCACAGCACCUCAGUCAUGGAACGGCACCAUCUUGAGUACAGCAAGACACUGAUGGAGGACGAGAACCUGAACAUCUUCCAAAACCUUCAGAAGCGUCAGUUUGAGACAGUGCAGCAUCUGUUUGAAGUCUGCAUUAUUGCCACAGAUCUGGCUCUUUAUUUCAAGAAGAGAACAAUGUUCCAGAAAAUUGUGGAAAAUGUGGAGGGAAUUCCUGACGAGAAAGAGAAAAUCAACUUCAUCUCCAACAACCCAACCAGGAAGGAAAUCAUCAUGGCAAUGAUGAUGACAGCUUGUGAUCUGUCAGCCAUUACUAAGCCAUGGGAGAUCCAAAGCAAGGUGGCGCUGAUGGUGGCAGCUGAAUUCUGGGAGCAGGGAGAUCUUGAACGAACAGUCCUGGAACAGCAGCCUAUUCCAAUGAUGGACAGAAACCACGCUGAUGAGCUUCCCAAGAUGCAGUGCGGCUUCAUCGAUUUCGUCUGCUCCUUUGUGUACAAGGAGUUUGCUCGCUUCCACACUGAGAUCAGCCCCAUGUUCGAGGGUUUGAACAAAAACAGGGGAGAGUGGAAAGCUCUCGCGGACGUCCACGCGGCCAAAAUGCAGGCCAUCGAAGACGAGAAGAAAAGACUGGAGGGCGGCGGCCAAGAAGAAGGCGGGAAGUCGAAGACGUGUGUGAUCUGCUAGACCACCAGGAUGAAUGAGUGGAUGUGGAUGUGUACAGAUGCGUGCAUGUGGAUGAAAAAGGGAUUUGCAGGGAGUAUGUUCUCUUAGUAGCACUUUACAUUACAGCUCAGUGGGGUCAUAAAGAGGUUUUUUUUGUAAAUUCCC
This is a messenger RNA of Sphaeramia orbicularis (orbiculate cardinalfish), 2979 nucleotides long. RefSeq names its product cone cGMP-specific 3',5'-cyclic phosphodiesterase subunit alpha'-like. The transcript is spliced from 22 exons. NCBI's taxonomy places the organism in Eukaryota, Metazoa, Chordata, Actinopteri, Kurtiformes, Apogonidae. Gene Ontology annotation, molecular function: protein binding; 3',5'-cyclic-nucleotide phosphodiesterase activity. Gene Ontology annotation, biological process: signal transduction. The coding region runs from base 298 to 2835 and encodes 845 amino acids. The record is from RefSeq and is a predicted model, not a curated record.